Messenger RNA from Penicillium angulare, 351 nucleotides. RefSeq lists its product as uncharacterized. The transcript has a single exon. The record is from RefSeq and is a predicted model, not a curated record. The coding region runs from base 1 to 351 and encodes 116 amino acids. Lineage: Eukaryota; Fungi; Ascomycota; Eurotiomycetes; Eurotiales; Aspergillaceae.
AUGUCCACCGUGUCUGCUUCCCUUGUUGCGGGUGACGGGCAGCGUAAGCGCCCACCAAUAGAUCUCACCACAGACGAGGACUUCGACGACGGUAGGGUCCCAUCUCUUGUUUUGCCAGUCCUCCCCCGCUUCCCCGGUCUCGACCGUGCUGCCAUUAUAGCCAUUUUCGAACACACCUUCCGCCCAAAGAAGGACCUCAUAAAACUUCGCAGCCCCGAGUUCAAAGCCACGGCACCAGGUGGCGAUCCCUCCGACUUAAAGUCCACUUCGUCUGGCCUGCAAAUCCGCAAGGUGGUUCCAAUCAAAGACUGGGGAAAAAGCCGCAUCCCUGUGGGCCCACUGCUUCAGUAA